AUGGCGCAUAACUUGUACGUGGUUCCGGAUGAUGCUUCGGCGAUUGUGACGGUGAAGAAGAAGACGCCUCAAUCGUCGCGGAAUUGGGUUUCAAUAGACGCGACGGGACAGAGUACGGCGCUCGACGCCGAUAAGUAUUUUAUCAUGCACCGUGUCCAGAUCCACGCUCGCGAUCUCCGUAUUCUCGACCCCAAUCUGUCUUACCCUUCCACUAUUCUUGGCCGAGAGAGAGCCAUUGUCCUCAAUUUGGAGCAUAUCAAGGCGAUAAUCACUUCCGAAGAGGUAUUGCUUCGGGAUCCAUUGGAUGAGAAUGUGAUUCCGGUUGUGGAGGAGCUUCAGAGACGCUUACCAGUUGGAAACGAAGGAAGCAAUGGUCAAGGAGAUGGAAAAGAGAGCUCUGGUGGUGGACAAAACGACGGUGAUACUGGUGAAGAAGAUGAAUUCCCAUUCGAAUUUCGGGCGCUGGAAGUUGCUUUGGAGGCAAUCUGUAGCUUCUUAGCUGCAAGAACAACAGAGUUGGAAACUGCUGCUUAUCCUGCUUUGGACGAGCUUACCUCAAAGAUUAGUAGCCGUAAUUUGGAUAGGGUUCGGAAGUUGAAGAGUGCCAUGACUCGGUUAACGGCUCGGGUUCAAAAGGUAAGAGAUGAGCUUGAACAGUUACUGGAUGAUGACGAUGAUAUGGCGGAUCUUUACCUUUCAAGGAAACUUUCUAGCGCUUCCACACCGUCUAGCAGUCCUGGUGAACCAAAUUGGUACACUUCUUCUCCGACUAUUGGCUCUAAGAUCUCUAGAGCAAGUAGAGCGAGUUUAGCCACCGUUCGUGGUGAUGAAAAUGAUGUUGAAGAACUUGAAAUGUUGCUUGAGGCAUACUUCAUGCAAAUCGACAGCACUUUGAACAGAUUAACAACGCUGCGUGAGUAUAUCGAUGACACAGAGGAUUACAUUAACAUCCAGCUAGACAAUCAUCGUAAUCAGCUGAUCCAGCUGGAGCUUAAGUUGAGUUCUGGAACCGUUUGCUCAUCGAUUUAUUCUCUUGUCGCGGGGAUUUUCGGGAUGAACAUUCCAUACACAUGGAAUGACCACCAUGGAUACAUGUUCAAAUACGUCGUGAUUUGUACGGGGACACUUUGUGCUAUCGUGUUCGUGUUCAUUAUGUCGUUCGCUCGGUACAAAGGGCUUGUGGGAUCUUGA
This is a messenger RNA of Microthlaspi erraticum, 1191 nucleotides long. The record is from the annotation of a GenBank genome assembly. Lineage: Eukaryota; Viridiplantae; Streptophyta; Magnoliopsida; Brassicales; Brassicaceae.